CUGCUAAGGAUUUUAUUCCAAACGGUUACUCCAGGAAAGAGCUUGAAAGUAGCGGCGGUCUCGCUGGUACCUCUGCUAGCGGUACCACUACAGGGGGCAAUAAAUACCUAACAUACGAAGGAGAAAAUAAAUUAUCGAACGUUUUAAUGACAAACGUGUCGAAGAAGCUAAACGAACUUCUCAUAUCCAUGAAGAAUGCUCAAAUCGAUUUGAACAUUCCUAUCAUAAACUUAAGUGUGGACAGACGGAUAAAAGAGUUAGUACGGGAAUAUCCAAGCAUAGACGAAAUAAAACCAGAGAAGUUAAAAGCGCUGUGUGAAUCCCAAGAAUUUCUAAAUCAGUUACAAAAAGAUGUGACAAAAUGGGUUGAAGAAAUACAAAAGCUAACUAGACUGAAUGGAGACUUUAAAAGUGGAAGCGCAUUAGCAGAAAUAAAUUUUUGGAUCGGAUACGAAAAUGCUCUGUCUCAGCUAGAAAAUCAGCUAAGGACUCCUGAGGUGAUCUUAACGUUACAAAUUUUGAAGAGUGCCAAGAGGUACUUUGCAACCAUGUCUUUCGACAGUGACAUCCAACUGAAGCAGUCAAAGGAAUACGUCUUAAAUGUGAACAUUUUGAUGAAGGACUUCCCCAUAGAUGACCUUCUAGGUGCACAGACCAUUCAGCAGAUUAUCCAGGCUGUAAGGAUUAUUUUCACCCAUUUGAAGAAGUUAAAAAAUACAACGAAGUAUCCCUUAUCUAGGUCGUACAAUUUUGUGGAGGCCUUGUCUAGAGAUUUGGGGAACACCCUGAAAAAGGUACUGUCACCACAGGCACUACUAAGCAUGGAUUAUCAAGAAUUCGACGUGCUCAUUUCGGGAUGCAUGGAAGUGUUUCGUCUAUGGAAUGACGAAAUGAGAGUGUUCAAAGAUAUGGUGAGAGAACUUAUAAAAAAGAGGAGUUUCAACGAAAGGGCACCUGCCAAAAUGGUAUUCGAACAUAUAAAUCUGCAAGAAAGGUUAGACGAAAUAAGGAAGUUCAGAAAGCAGCAUCAAAAGUUUAAAGCAGUUAUCACAAAGGUGUUUGGGGAUGACAGAACAGUGGGAGUAAAUCUGCUGAAGGAUAUAAAUUCAGCGUAUGAUAUUUUUUUAUCGUUGGAUGCUCUGGACUUGUCCAAAACGGGGGAAGAGCUGUGGGAAAAAUCGAAACUCUCUUACGAAUCCAGAGUUAACAAAGUGGAGUCCCAAAUUACAUUCAAGUUGAGGGACCAAUUGGGAGGGGCCAAAACAUCCACAGAAAUGUUUAACGCCUUCUCUAAAUUCAACCCGUUGUUUUUUAGACCCAAAAUUAGAGGUGCCAUUCAAGAGUACCAAAACAGCUUAAUACAAAUUGUUGUGGACGAUUUGCGGAAACUUCAAAUGGUGUACAUCAAUGGGUAUGUGAAAAGCCCCUCCGAAAAGGUGUCAACCAUUAGGGACAUUCCGUUGGUGGCUGGGUCCAUCAUCUGGGCUAAACAGAUUGAACGCAAGUUGGAAGACUCCCUCAAAAGGAUAGAAAAUGUGCUGGGAAGAGGAUGGGAACAACACUCUGAAGGGAAGAAUUUGAGGCAAAGUAUUGACAAUUUUAAGACCCUCCUGUCGCAAAAUAAGACGUUUGAAAAAUGGCUCAAGGGGGUGAAGAAUGCAGAUAAAUUCGACAUGUACGAGAAAAUAAUUAAGAUAAAAAAGUUGGGAGUAAAAAAUUUCGAAAUUGUGGCAAACUACGAUUUUGAAUUUUUUAACUUGUUUAAGGAGGUUCGAUACUUACAGUCCAUCAAUUUGAGAGUCCCCUACUCUAUAAAGGUAAAGGCAGAUGAGACAAAAUUGAUAUACCCGUAUGCCCUAACCCUGCAGAAGACGUUUAGGAGUUACAUGAAAAUAUGCCUCUUCAUGGAGAACGAAGCCAAGGCAGUGCCUUUCAAUUCGACCAUAACAAAGUUGGUGGCAUCCAUACAUAAUAAUGUCCAGGCGAAAAUCAAGGAAGGGAUUGGCCUACACUGGGAUUCGGAUGUACUGGAGACGUAUGUAAGGAAGUUGACCGAAGUGGUUAACACAUUCGAGUCUAUGGUGGAUGAAGCCGUGCGAAAAAAUUCCUUCGUUUUGGAUACCUUAGAUAGGAUAAAAGCGUGCGAAAUAACCAUCGAUGGGAACGAAGUUACCAAGUUGGUGAAAUCCAUUCAGGAGAAAGCGGAUGAGUUAUACCUGGAGCAUUACCGAAAUGUACAUAUCUGGAUUGACGAGCUGAAUACACUUUUGAAUAAAAUUUUGACAGCUCGACUUGAGGAGGUCAUAAAAUCCUGGACAAGCGAAUUUGUAAACUGGACCAAUGGAAAUCAGAAGGGAAAAAAAUUCAUAAUGAAGGAAACAACACAUGAAUUUAAGAUAAUCAAUCAAAAGUUUUAUCUGCACCCGUCGAUUGACACGAUGAGGCAGAUGUGGUACUCCAGGCUGGCGCAGGCCAUAAACAUCAUUUGCGGAAUUCCUAGGGUCAAGAAUAUAUAUCAGAAAAAAGACAGGACUAAGGAAACUAUCCAAAUAAGGAAAGAAAAGGAUAGUGACGUUGCAAGUGACGUCAUACUGGAUAACACCUACAGGCACAUCAUCUAUUUUAUAGACAAGAAAGUGUACGACGACGCGAUAGAAUGCAUUAAUGACACAGUGGAAAAGGCGAAGAAAUACGAAUCCAUGUGGCUGCAGUAUAACACCCUGUGGAAAAUCGAAAUAGGAGACAUCAUCACAAGCUUUGGUGAAGACAUACAAACGUGGAAAGGAUUCAUGAAUGAAAUUAGGGAAACUGAAUACACAUUUGAUACACUCGAUACGGAGAAGAACUUCGGACCGAUUGUCAUAGAUUAUAGAAUUCUUCAGUCGAAGGUGAGUUCUAAGUUUGAAAAUUGGCAAAAGGAAAUAGUAUCUGAAUUUUCUAAAAAGCUAUCAGAAAAAAUUGUGGUGUUAAAGGUGGAGAUAGAGAAGGCUUUGAACGACUUAACUCUCCAGGCAGAAGUAACCAACGAGUCGGAAAUUACAGCCAUGCACAUUUUGUCCAUGGCCCCAAAAGAUAUCAUAGCAAUUAUCAAUACACACGAUAUGGAGGUUCUCUCCAGAAUAUGCAACAGUGUGCACAAAUUUAUAGAAAAGAUUAAUGAGAUUAGCACGAAAGGUGCCGAAUGGGACAGUAGGUGUGAUGUGCUGAAGCAGAGCGAAGUGCUUCUGGAGAAGCAACGCUACGUCUUUCCAACCAGUUGGGUCUACAUCGAUAACGUUAUUGGAAAAGUUGAGACGGUAAAUCAAAUAUGCAGUUAUCAAAUCAAGUUAGUAAAGGAUUAUUUCCCAUACAUACAAAGCCUAGUCCUAGAAUUUGAUGCCAACGUACAGAAUAGCAUUAAGGUUCUAUUUGAGGAAUGGAACAAAAAUAAACCAUCCCAUGGGAAUACAAACAGUACGAAGGCUUUACAAAUUAUAAAUGCAUUCGAAAGCAGAAUUGAUGUGAUUAAUGGGCAAUACGAAAUAUCAGAAAGGAUAAAAAAACUGAUGAAGAUUCGCAGCGAAGAAUCGGAAAAUGGAUUCCAUGUAUCCCCCAACAUUUUGAAAGAAGAAAUAGCUUGCGUGAAAGGCAUAUGGGAUGAGUUAAAAUCGAUUUACUCUACCAUUUCUGAGUUGAAAAAAAUGCUGUGGUGUAAUGUAGAACCCAAAAAUGUUAGAAAUACUCUCAAUGAGUUACUAGAGUGUAUAAAGAGAAUACCCGCAAAGUAUAGACAAUAUGAAAUAUUUGACAACGUUCAAGGAGAAAUACAACAGUAUUUAAGGACGUAUGGAUUGUUGUUAGACCUGAAGUCAGAGUCGCUCAAGGACAGGCACUGGAGAUUGAUACUUCACAAGUUGCAAAUUAAGAUAUAUUACAACAAGUUAACCCUAGGAAAUUUAUGGUCCCUCAAUUUGAGCGUACAUGAAAAUGCUCUACGAGAAAUUUUGAAUCAAUCACAAGGAGAAAUGGCAUUGGAAGAAUUCCUCAGAGGGUUGAAAGAUACAUGGAAUGAGUACGAGCUGGAACUUGUUCAAUAUCAAAAUAAAUGCAAACUGAUAAAAGGAUGGAAUGAUAUUUUUUCGACCAUAGAUGAUCACCUCAAUGCGCUGCAAUCCAUGAAGAUAUCUUCGUACGUGAAAAUUUUUGAAGAAGAAACCCUCACGUGGGAUGAAAAGUUAAAUAGGUUACGAAAUUUGUUAGAUGUCUGGAUGAAUGUACAGAGGAAGUGGGUAUACUUAGAAGGCGUGUUGAAAGGGUCCUCAGAUAUCAAGUCGCUACUACCUCAAGAAUAUAACAGGUUUAAGAUUAUCGAUACUGAUUUUAUUAACAUCAUGAGGAAAACAAGUGAGAAGCCAAAGCUAAUGGAACUUUUUCAGAUGGAAGGAUUUCAAAAGCAGCUGGAUCGGUUAUCCGAUUCGUUGUCUAAGAUCCAGAAGGCGUUGGGGGAAUACCUAGAGAAACAAAGAAAUCAAUUCCCAAGAUUUUAUUUUGUAGGGGAUGAAGAUUUACUAGAAAUGAUUGGAAAUUCCAAGGAUGCUAAGGUGAUCCAAAGAAAUGUGAACAAGAUGUUUGCAGGCAUUAGCUCCUUCAUCAUAAGGGAGAACACCAAUGAUGUGAUACUUGGAAUGUCUUCUAGAGAAGGGGAAGAAAUCUUUUUUGAAGAGCCCAUUUGUUUAAGUGCCUAUAAAACGUUAAAAGAGUGGCUCAUAACGUUGGAGACCUACAUGAAGGAUACUCUGCAGAAUUGUCUAGACAAGGCUGCUAAGGAGAUCCUACAGAUGGAUGUGCUGGAAUGCGCCAACUCUAGGGGAAACAACGAAAUUCUGGAAUGGGCAUCGAAGUACCCCAACCAAAUUGUUUUGCUGUGUCUGCAGAUAUUGUGGACCUCCAACAUUGAAGGGGAUAUGCAAGGUGGGGCGGUAAGCGGUGAUACUUCUUCCAGUGAGCAGAAUCCUGGGGGGAAUAUUUUCCAAAGGAGCGAAAAGAUAUGCGUCUCUCUUCUAGAAUUUUUAGCCGUUAGCGUAGUCAAGCAGAGGGAUCACAGGACCAGGCAAAAAAUUGUGCAAAUGAUAACAGAGUUGGUUCACCAGAGAGAUGUUAUACGUAUCCUCAUAGAAAAAAACGUUCGAAGCGUACAUAACUUUACCUGGCUGCAGUAUAUGAGAUUCUACUGGGAUCCUAACAAAACAAAGAGUGACGUAAAUUUGUUGAUAAAAAUGGCAGAUGCGACGUUCGAGUACGGGUAUGAAUACCUUGGCAUGUGCGAAAAGUUAGUUCAAACUAAAUUAACGGAUGCGUGCUUCUUAACCCUAACCCAGGCACUGAAGAUGAAAUUGGGAGGGAAUCCCUUUGGACCUGCUGGAACAGGGAAAACUGAAAGUGUAAAGGCACUGGGGGCUCAACUUGGAAGAUACGUUCUAGUUUUUAACUGUGAUGAGUCGUUUGACUUCACCGCUAUGGGUAGAAUCUUCGUUGGUUUGUGCCAAGUGGGCGCUUGGGGAUGCUUCGACGAGUUUAACAGACUAGAGGAGAGAAUCCUGUCUGCUGUCUCUGAACAAAUUUUAACGAUUCAAAUGAGUUUGGCUCAGAGAAAAAACGAAAUUGAAAUUUUGAACAAAAAAAUAGGGCUAAAUAAAAAUGUGGGCAUUUUUGUAACCAUGAACCCGGGGUACGCUGGAAGGUCAAACUUGCCUGACAAUCUGAAGCAGCUGUUUAGGAGCUUUGCCAUGAUCGAGCCGAAUAAGCAACUCAUAGUUGAAGUAACUCUAUUUUCUCAAGGCUUCAUCAGUGCAGAGCAUUUGUCAAGUAAAAUUGUGUCUCUGUUUGAAUUAUGUUCUGAGCAGUUGUCCAAGCAACCUCACUACGACUUCGGAUUGAGAUCACUUAAGAGUGUGUUGAAUUCUGCAGGUAAUUUGAAAAGGCAGGCUCUUUUGGAGGGUGCACAUGGUAGAGGGGAAGAAGGAACAAGUCGAGAUAACACCACGGGAAACAGUAAAGGGGGGAGCAGUGCCAAGAUGGAGAGUCCCACCGAAAGCGUAGUCGAAAUGGAGCAAAACUUACUUCUCAAAUCAGUGUGCGAUACGGUUUAUCCAAAACUAGUUUCGAGUGAUAUCCUUCUGAUAAGAAGCUUAUUAACGGGAGUAUUCCCCAACAUAAAUAUAGCCCCCUUUGAAGAAAAGGCACUAGUAAACGAAAUACAUCGCAUAUGCAAGUCAAGGUUUUAUACCCCUGAAGAAAAAUGGGUAACAAAAAUAUGCCAGAUAUAUCAGAUAAUGAAAUUGCAACACGGGGUUAUGUUAGUGGGGGAUGUUGGGACAGGAAAAAGUAGCGCAUGGAAAGUAUUGCUAGAUGCUUUGGAAGCGUUAGACAAUAUCAAAGGGGUGAGUUACAUUAUCGAUGCGAAAUCUUUAGACAAGGAAGAAAUUUAUGGGAAAUUAGACAACAUAAAUUUGGAGUGGACCGAUGGAGUUUUUACAGCUAUAUUGAGGAAAAUUCUUUACAAUUCAGCACAGUCUGGGAAUGCUACCAAGAGACACUGGAUCAUUUUUGACGGAGAUGUAGAUCCUGAAUGGGCUGAAAAUUUGAAUAGUGUCUUGGAUGACAAUAAAUUGUUGACUCUGCCAAAUGGAGAGCGUUUGCCAAUACCUGAAAGUGUGCGUAUUUUGUUUGAAGUCGAUACGUUGAAGCAUGCUACAUUGGCCACUGUCAGUAGGUGCGGUAUGAUAUGGUUUUCUAGGGAUAUUCUCUCUCCUACCCUGCUGUUUAAGCAUAAGUUGGAGAAGCUAAAAUAUGGUAAUCAUGAUUACCCGCGCAAAAUGGACCGAUUUAAGGCCUUUAUUAUGAACAACAAUGAGAGUAGCGCUAUUCGGAAUGACAGUGCAUAUAUGAAUGACUCCACGACGGUGCAGAGGACGUCAAAUGAUUCCCUGAGUAGUAGUCACGAAAACAUAAGGAUGGGUGACAAUUUAAUGGAUCAUAUGAAGAAAAAUUCGCACAUAUUUUUCGAUGAAAAUGAAGAUGAGUUGAAUGUAUGUCCUCUUAAAAGCAUCGCAUCUAGGUCGAUCAACCUGAUUAGCGACUACUUUGAAGAAAACGAAUUUGUGCACCAGUGCCUUUUGGGUGCUAACAAUUUCGAUCACGUCAUGGAUUAUGAAUAUAUAAGGGCUAUUGAAAGUACAUGCCUCCUGUUGCAAAAGGGGAUUGAUAAUUUAGUUGUAAAAAAUGAGAAAACAAAUAACGACUUAACGGAUGGCGAUAUAGAGAAGUAUAUCUCCAAAUGGCUAGUCAUGAGCAUAUUGUGGGGAAUAGGUGGUUCUUUAAAUCUUGAGUCUAGGGAAAAAUUUUCCAUAUAUGUUGAGUCCAUAUGUUCUAUUCCAUUGCCAGCCGAGUUGUCUAGAAGUAGGCAAAUGGACGACACUGAUUCGUCGGAUGCGCCAAGAACGCUGUUAGAUUACGAACCUAAUAUUGAAGACGGAGAAUGGCAUUGCUGGAAAGAGCGAGUCGAAAUGAUAGAUGUAGACAGAGGAGAAGUAUCCGAUGCUACUCUUGUGAUUGAAACAAUGGAUACGAUAAGGCACGCGACUGUUUUGGAAGGAUGGCUAAAUUUAAAAAAGCCAUUCAUUUUGUGUGGACCUCCAGGAUCCGGAAAGACAAUGACCUUAACAUCUGUACUGAAAAAAUCAUCCGAAUUUGAUAUCGCUGCGUUAAAUUUUUCUUCGGGCUCUUUACCAAAUUUAUUGCUUCAGACAUUUGACCACUAUUGUGAGUAUGUGAAGACGACUAGUGAAUUGGUGUUAAGACCGGUGCAGCCAGGAAAAUGGCUCAUCAUUUUCGCUGAUGAAAUAAAUUUGCCAACCCCAGACAAGUAUGACACUCAGAGGAUCAUCAUGUUCAUGAGACAGAUCUACGAAUCGCAAGGUUUCUGGAAAUAUGAUUCUAACAAUAAUCAAUGGAACUGGGUAAAAAUAGAGAGAAUAACCUUUGCCGGAGCGUGUAACCCUCCAACAGAUGCGGGAAGAAACCCGUUGAGUAAUCGAUUUCUUAGACACACGGCAGUUCUGUAUGUAGAUUUUCCAGGGUAUGAAUCUCUGAAGCAAAUAUAUGGUACCUUCAAUAGAGCCAUUUUGCGCAAAUUUGGGGAAGCGUCUCACAUGGCAGACAAUUUGACUCUGGCGAUGGUGAAUUUUUACACCAAAUUUUCUGAAACGUUUACAAUAGAUAUGCAGCCUCAUUAUAUUUACAGCCCAAGAGAACUGACGAGGUGGAAGCUGGCCUUAUACGAAACGCUGGAACAUUGCGACCACUUGGAAAAAAGAGACCUUGUUCGGUUGUGCAUCUGUGAGGGGCUAAGAAUAUUUCAAGAUAGACUUAUUUACAAGAAGGAGAAAAAACAAACGGAUAAAAUUAUCGAUGAUAUAUUCAAAUUUUGCUUCCCUGGCAUUGAGGAGGCCGAUUUGGAGAGGCCAAUUCUGUUCACUUCGUACGUGCAAAAUGAGUACAAAGAAAUUGACAAGAAAGACUUGAAGGAAUUGAUAAAGGCAAAGUUAAAAGUUUUUAAUGAAGAAGAGAUAAAUGUGCAGCUGGUCCUUUUUGACGAUGUGUUGGAUCAUAUUACACGAAUAGAUCGAGUUUUGCGAUUGCCUUUGGGACAUCUGCUACUCGUCGGGGCGUCCGGGGCAGGAAAAACCAUUUUGUCCCGCUUCGUUUCAUGGAUUAAUGGGUUGUCCGUGUUUCAAAUUAGAGCUGGACGAAAUUACAGCACUGAAUCGUUUGAGGCCGAUUUAAGAAGUGUGAUGAAACGAUCUGGUAUAAAGGAAGAAAAAAUAACAUUCAUAUUUGACGAGUCGAACGUUUUAGGGCCCGCCUUUCUAGAAAGAAUGAAUGCCUUGCUAGCUAGUGGAGAAGUGCCUGGCUUGUUCGAAGGCGAUAAUUACACCGCCUUAAUAAAUGAGUGUAAAGCUGCGUACGGGUCCAAUGUAGGUUUAGACGAGUCAGACAUAUUUAAGAAAUUCACAAAGCAGGUUCAGAAAAAUUUACACAUCGUUUUUACCAUGAACCCAGCGAACCCGGAUUUUGCAAACAGGCAAGCGACUUCCCCGGCUUUGUUCAACAGAUGUGUGAUAGACUGGUUUGGGGACUGGCCGUAUAGUGCCCUACUGCAAGUUGCGAGUGAAUUUAUUUACAACCUCGACCUGCCGGAUAAGAAUUUUCACAUGGACAAUGUAGAGGAAGUCCCGAUAAAAGGGAAGAUCCAAUAUAAGGAUAACAAAUCGUAUUAUCUAUCCAGAGCCAUAGUCGAAAUUCACAAUUCUGUUGUGAAGAUCAACGGAAUUCUUCUAAAGAAAGGUAGUAAAUAUAAUUACAUGACCCCGAGGGACUUUCUCGAUUUCAUUAAACACUUUUUGAAAAUUAUCGAGGAAAAGAAGGAAGAAGUUUCUGAUCAGAAGAAGCACCUAAAUUUAGGGUUAAACAAAUUAAAGGAUACAGAAGUGCAGGUGGCAGAGUUGAGGAAUUCGCUAGCUAUAAAAAAAAAGACCCUGGCGGAAAAGGAUACAGAAGCGGAGGAAAAAAUGAAACUGAUGAUAGAACAGCAAGCCGAAACGGAAGACAAAAAAAAGAAAGCGGAAAUUCUAGCCAAAAAGUUAGAUGAACAAUUUAUCAUAAUAGAACAGAGAAAAGAAAUUGUCAGAAAAGAAUUAAGUGAAGUAGAACCCAAAUUUAGAGAAGCAGAAGAAGCCGUUAAAAAUAUCCCUAAGAAAAAUUUUGAUGAAUUAAGGGCUAUGGCCAACCCUCCCAUUUUGGUAAGAAAUGCAGUGGAAGCUGUUGCCAUACUUAUCAUGAAUGAAGGAGAUAAAAGCGUCACAUGGGAAGAUGCUAGAAAAAUUAUGAAGGGUCAGGAUUUUAUAAAUAAAGUCCUUUACUUAGACAAAAAAAUGGUAAAGCCUCAAACUAGUGCACAAAUUAAGAAACGAUUAAGUCAUAGUGACUGGGACGUGGAUAGGAUAAAUAAAGCAUCUCGCGCGGCUGGGCCUUUGGCGAAAUGGGUCGAAUCGGUUAUUACGUUUUUAAAUAUAUUAGAAACGGUUCAGCCGUUGGAAAAUGAGAUUGAGAAGCUGCAGGAAGAAACAAGAAUUGCGGAGGAUCAGUACAAUGAGCAGAAGGACAUCAUUUCUGAGCUGGAAAAAAAAUUAGUGCAAUAUAAGAAUGACUAUGCCCAGCUAAUUAGCCAAGUGCAGAGCAUUAAGCAAGAAAUGGAAAUUGUGGAAAAUAAAAUAAAGAGAUCUAUUAACUUGAUUGAGAAUUUAAAAUCGGAGAAGGAAAGAUGGUCAGAGACAUUCAUCAAUUUGGAGGCAGCUUCCGAAACGUUUGUGGGGGAUUGUCUCAUAGCGGCAGCGUUCUGUGCAUACAUUGGUUUCUUUGAACAUUAUGAGAGACAAAAGUUGAAGAAAACCUGGGGGGAAAUAAUAAAAAUGCAUCAUAUAAAACAUAGACACGAUUUAUCUUUUAUAGAAUUUUUGUCUAAACCCUCGGAGAGGUUGCAGUGGAUAGCGAAUGAAUUGCCGAGUGAUGAGUUGUCCAUAGAAAAUGCCAUUAUUAUAAACAGCUACAUAAGGUACCCCAUGAUUAUAGACCCAUCAGAUCAGGCCAGCACCUUUUUGCUUAACCAAUAUAGGGAGAAAAAAAUCGUGAAAACUUCCUUUUCUGAUAAAAAUUUUAUAAAAAAUUUGGAGAGUGCACUACGAUUUGGGUCCACCUUGCUUGUAUAUGAUGUGGAAAAGGUGGAUGCAAUUCUGAACUCGGUGCUAAAUCAAGAAACGCACAAGCAAGGCGGACGUUUAUUAAUAACGAUUGGAGAUUCAGAAAUUGAUUACUCUCCCUCGUUCAAUUUGUUUUUGACGUCGAGAGAUGCACAUUUUCAGUUUACCCCAGAUCUGUGCAGUCGAGUGACGUUCGUGAAUUUUACCUUAACACCAUCUUCUCUGCAAAACCAGUGCUUAAAUAUGAUCUUAAAAAAUGAAAGACCCGAUAUUGAUAAGAAGAGGUGCGAUUUGCUAAAACUGCAAGGAGAAUACAAAGUGAAGAUAAGAGAGUUAGAAGAAUCGUUGCUUUUGGAACUGUCCAACGUGAAGGGGAACAUACUAGAUGAUGAUAAUGUGAUAAGUACAAUGGAAAAACUAAAGGUGCAAGCAGCUGAAGCGUCUAGGGAAGUAAGCAUAGCCGAAGAAGUGAUGGUAGAAAUUGAAAACGUGAGUAACCAGUACUUAUUCCUAGCGCAAGGUUCCGCAAGGAUAUAUUUCAUCCUACAACAUUUAGGAAGCAUCAAUUUUUUAUAUCAAUAUGAUUUAAACUUUUUUUAA
Molecule: messenger RNA, 11396 nt
Organism: Plasmodium cynomolgi strain B
Lineage: Eukaryota; Apicomplexa; Aconoidasida; Haemosporida; Plasmodiidae
Product: dynein heavy chain
Exons: 1
Biological process (GO): minus-end-directed vesicle transport along microtubule; establishment of spindle localization; nuclear migration
Cellular component (GO): cell cortex; cytoplasmic microtubule; cytoplasmic dynein complex
Molecular function (GO): ATP hydrolysis activity; ATP binding; minus-end-directed microtubule motor activity
Source: RefSeq, a predicted model, not a curated record